This is a messenger RNA of Anastrepha ludens (Mexican fruit fly), 4515 nucleotides long. RefSeq lists its product as uncharacterized. The transcript has 6 exons. Lineage: Eukaryota; Metazoa; Arthropoda; Insecta; Diptera; Tephritidae. The record is from RefSeq and is a predicted model, not a curated record. Gene Ontology annotation, cellular component: nucleus. Bases 490 to 3288 code for a protein of 932 amino acids.
UGGAACGAGUAACAUUAAAUCGUUUUGUUGGUAGUGGGGUACGCAUGGAUAUUACGAAUCGCCUUUUCAGUAACAAGAACGCUCGUGUAUAUAAUAUUUUAUGUAGUUUAAAAGGAAUCUAAAAUUGGGGAAGAGUGGACACAUACAUAUGUAAUAUUACUGAAGCAAACCAAAAAAAAAAAACCAACUAUAAUUAAAAUAAUAAACAAAUAUUUCGGCGUCGUGUCUAAAUGCGUAAGCGUUUGAAGUGUAUUUUUUCGGGCGUAUUUUACGUUUGUUAGGGUUGAUCGGAAGUGCCAUUGCUUUGAACUAUCUAUGUAUCUGUAUCGAGUCUUCCGUGUAUAAUUCACCUUCGCGGCUCAGUGUGUGCGUGUGUGUGUGAGUGUUUUCCGGGCUUACUGCCGUGGCGGCCCAUAUUUUACCCCUUUGCACUCCCAAAUCGAGCCCACAUCCGCGUGCGUUUGUUUGUCUGUCGUGCCUGUGGUGCCUAUGAAAAUGAGUGUUGUGUCGACUUUGCUGGCUCAACAAGUCAACAAUUGGCAGUUGGAGGAUUUUGCUUGCUUUCGCAAAUGUGGCGAGAUUACAGUGUCUCCAGAUGCGCAAACCUAUGGCAUGAAUUGUCGCUUUUGUCCCGGCAUUUGCCUACAAUUCGAUGUUUUCAUUGAUCAUAUGCGCGAGGUGCACGCGGAGCGGGUUAGUGCGCUGUAUCAGCAAUCGGAAGCGCCUGAGCGGUCGCCACUCGGGGAGGGAAAAUGUGAACAGAGCACACAAACACAGACUGAAAUGGAAACCUAUUAUGGUGACGCCGGCAUUGCUGCUGCCACCAUCGACGAUUUUGAUAUUGAUGUAGAGUGCACUGAUGGCGGCGAUGAGUGCGCUUUCGACUACAAUUACGUCGAUGUUGGCGCUGGCAGUGACACUGACACCGACUCCGUCGCCCACACCGCACAACCCCGUAUCCAACGCUAUCAACUACGCCAGCACCGAACAGCUGUAGGAAAUGGGGCAAUCGAAGAUAAGCCGCGGAAAGUAUGCAGUUGGAAUGAAGCGCCGUCAGCAAAAUGCAAUGGGACUUUGGGAAAAUUCAAAACACUUACGACUACACAAACCCCACCAACACCCGCACCAACACCAUCACCAUGGACAACGCCAGUACAAAAUGAGAGAAAAGGAGGAACAGCAGUGACAGAAAGUGCAAGCGAAACACUCACUUCAAUGGCAUCGGACACACCUGGUGUGUUUAGUGACGCUAGUUUGGGGUUGGAUAUCGAUAUGGUGGAUGUCGUGGAUGUGGAUGUGGGCAUGAACGCGCAGAAUGGACCGGAAGCGCCGCAUGAAGUGGACUUGGUAUAUAUAAUGGAAAGUGCAACGCCGGACGGUGUUAUAGAGGAAGAAACCGUUGUUGAUCCAUUCGAAAUGGCGCAAGGUUGGCGGCGUUCAACAGACUCGUCAGAGUGCGCGGAAAAUGAUGUGCCCAAUCGACGCUCCACGAAGGAAUUAUGUAGAAAUUUAAUAGCAUUACCGAUGAGUGCGUUGAAAGCACAAGGCUGUGAUAAGCCUUUGGUCAAUGAGAAUGAACACAGCACCGAAGUUAUCUUUUACCUGCUAGAGGCUUACAAAAAUCACGAAAAGCUCUGGAAUCCCAAUCAUCCACAAUAUAAGUACAAUGCCAAUCGCAAGAUGUUCGAAGAGCUUUCGCGUCCCUUGCUGCGUGAUAUGAAUUACUCAUUGGAUGGAUCGGAGAUCUAUGCGAUCAUUAAAAGUUUGCGUUCACGCUAUCGACUGGAGUUGUCCAAAACGCGUGAGCGCCAGGGCAAGUACAAGACACGAUUCAAAUAUUUUGAUAAAAUGGAAUUCUUGCGAGAUAUCAUUGAGAAUAAGCGAAUUGAACGUAAAGUCAAGAAACAUAUUGAUUGUUCAGCAUCUGAGAAAUUUUUGGAGGAAGACUGCACAGAAACGACACGCUCCGCACAAGAUCGCGACGUACUCACUUAUCUAUUGGAUGCGUUUAGGAGAGAGGAAGCGCUCUGGAAUCCACAGCAUCCCAAUUAUUUGUUAUGUAAUAAGAAUGAACUGAUGCGUGAGAUCUCAAUACAAUUGUUGCUGGAGAAGGGCGUAACCUUGUCGGCGGAUGAAUGCUUUUCGAAGAUUCAAAAAUUGCGUACACGUUAUCGUAGAGAAUUGCGCAUCGUACACGAACAGAAAGGACUGUAUGCUCCGAAAUUGUGGUGCUUUGAACAAAUGGAAUUCCUGCAGAAGAUCUUCGAAGAUCAGCUACUCGAUCGGCUAAAAAAGCGGAAAGGUGUCAUAGCUUGCAAGCCAAAGACUCAGUACUUAAAAGCUAAAUCUAUAGACUUCAAGAGCACCGACGAUCAUCUAACAUUCAUUGAAAUCUACAAAAGCUAUUCAGCACUCUGGGAUGUUGAUCAUCCAGAUUAUCGCUCGGCCACCUAUCGCAAUGAGGAACUCAACCAAAUGCUGGAGGAGGUUAAUCUGAUGCUCGGUAUAAAUAGCACACUGGAAGAAUUACAAAAAACCGUAUAUGAAUUGCGUAAGGAGUUUUCAGCAGAGAAGCAUAAGCGUCUAGUCGAACCGAACGAUGCAACAACGGCAUCUCCAUCGUCAAUUAUACAAAGGAAGCUGAUGGAAUUUCUCGAUAUAAAUGUAGGACCCUUUCGUUGUGAUGUUUGUACUGAGGUAAUAAAAACCUCUGACCAGUAUAAGAUUCAUAAAUCCGGGCACGACGGAAUGCGGCCGUUUAUUUGUACGCUUUGCGGCAAGGGUUUUCAAAUACCGGGUAACCUGACGAUUCAUAUACGGCGACACAAGGGCGACUUUCCGUAUGCAUGUGAAGUUUGUGAUAAGAAAUUUGCUACAUCUACUGAGGUUGCAAUUCAUAUGCGAAGUCAUACAGGUGAGCGUCCUUACAUCUGCGACUUCUGCGGCAAAUCCUUCAAAACCUGGUCCUUUUAUGAUACUCAUCGACGUGCCCACCUCAAACAGUCCAACUUCCUCUGUCCCAUCUGUGACAAGGCUUUCUACGAACGCAACCGUUAUACAGAUCACAUGAAUGGGCAUUUGAAUAUUCGCAAGCAUGUAUGCGAUGUCUGUGGCAAAGCAUUUACUACAUUUGCGAACUUGAAGAAGCACACCGAACUGCAUUUGCCAGUGAAGAAGUACAAAUGCGAUAUUUGCGGUCAGCGGUUUGCGCAAUUCGCGAGUGUGCGUUGGCAUAAGCGUAAAACGCAUGCACAGGCGCACGAACAACUCGAACAGAUGGAGCAGUGAAAUAUGAAAAAAAUAUGCACAUAGAGGUUUUUGGUUUUGGGAAAUCUUAAAGAAUAUUAGAAUUAUUGAAAAGGAAUUCUUCGAAAUAUUUUAGCUUUGAAGCGAUUUAUUAUAUUUAAACAAAAUUUUUUUAUUUUAUUUAUGUAUAUUUGCGUAAAUGCAUACUUAACAUACAUAUAUUUAGGAACAUAUAAAUACGCCUAGUAACUUAUUUGUUUUUUAGUUAAUUAUCUAAGUAGAAAAUGCCAGUAUAUGAACAUUUACAAGUAAGUGGUUACUGUAGUAGUUGGUACUUUAUAGGAAAAUAAACAAUUAAGAGUAUUAUGCACACAAUCAAUUUUGAAGUGCCUUCAGCGGUAUUUAGACCAUACAUAGGCUGCCAGUACAUUUCAACAGAUUUUGAGUGUAUAAAGUAUAAAUUUACAUACAUGGAUACUACUUAACUUAAAACGUAAUGUAUAAAAAUAUUAUAUAUAUUAAAUAACUUCACUUACACUUGUGCCCAUUAACUAUUUAGUAAUGCUAUUAAACUUUGAAACGUCACACUUACAAGCAUAAAACAUAAUUUGCACUAAAACAACGAAUAUGAGCAUAGGUAUAGUAUUUAAUCUACCGAUGCCAUUAGCUUCUACUCACAUAAUUCACUAUUGGUCUUGCCUGCUUUUGAGUCAGUAGAGUGUUCCAUAGUAGGGCUUUUUUAUAUUAAACGUUAUUAAAUUAUUUAUCGACACACCAGUCAAUCGUAGUCGCGUGUAAUAUUAUUAUUGUUACAAAGGAACCCCUGUGUCUGCCUCGUAGUAUUUUUGAUGUUUUCUUUAGAUAUUAGUACGCGGCUUUUUGACAUAAUUCUGUAUUAAAGAAUGCUUUUGUUCUUUUUUCAAUUGAUUUGUAUGUAAGUUAUUUUUAGUUAGUUGAGUUACGUAGGAAGUUAAGUUAUUGAUUGUUAAUUAUAGUUUCCACAAAUAGAUGCUAAAGUUUUUGAGUCGACAACAUUACCUUAGAAGAUAAUGAACUAUUUAGAAAUUAAUGAACUAUUUAUUUAUUAAAAAUUCUUUAUACAUUUAUGUUUUUUUUAUAAUAAUUAUAUAUGUGUACUCCCCUUCUUUUUAUUACACUAUGCGACAAAAUUUAAUUUUUUUUUAACAUAUUAAUUUUCGAUAUGUAUUUUAAAUUAGAGGUUCGUUGAAAUUUUUAGCGAGAAAUAUGUUUAAAAAAUGAUUAUAUUUU